AUGACAUACCAAUCAGACGAUUUUACAUACUCUGGUGUCGUACCCUUUCCCUAUGCAUCUGGCAAUGACGUUUUUGCAAUUGUUAACCUUCAAUUCCCUUUAUCUUCACAUGGUCAGACACAGUGUGUCAUUCCUAUUUGGAUUCAAUUGAAUUUGCCUGAUUAUCGACUAACUAGUUCAGAAGUGCAAAAUCAUCAUGAGAAAAUCGCUGAGCUUCAAAGAGGAAAGCUUCGUCUAUUUGACUGCGUUCUCUACGCACAGAGGCUUUCAAUGUUUUUGCAACGUCAAGACAAUGCUAGAAGGGAGUUGGGAGCCUUACUGCGCCUCUUGACGCCUCAACAUACACUUGCAAUUGCGAUUGUGGACGAUGUGGAGGGGAGGGAGAGAAGCGGCAUGAAUCUCUACGUGGAGUACGCAAAGAAACUCGGCUUCGGCACCGAGGCGCCUCUGACUACUGCACCAAUGAAUUGGCGAAUUUGGCAUGUAAUAAAUGGUGAUGACUAUCAUACAGGCAGCAGAGACAUAUUCGAGUGGCUGUGCCAGGAUGUGAUUUGGAGGAGAAUGCAAGAAUCUGUUGUCUGA
Hydatigera taeniaeformis is the source of this 582-nucleotide messenger RNA. NCBI's taxonomy places the organism in Eukaryota, Metazoa, Platyhelminthes, Cestoda, Cyclophyllidea, Taeniidae. The record is from the annotation of a GenBank genome assembly.